UAUGUGUUGUGUGCUACGAACGCUAGUGAACGUGUGAGCAAGCGAAGCGAUUGAGCGAACGAGUGAAAUUUCACACAUCAAACAUUUGUUCCGUUUGUAUUUGCAAAACAAAAAUCGAACGGGAACACAAAAAAAACGACGGCAAACAACAAGCAAAAACACCCAUCGUGCAUCCCAUUCAACUGAAACUUUCCGAUAUAAGCAUCAUCAAGUAAAAAUCAACAUGAAAAUCAGAGCAAAGUUUCGACGCACGUAUGUAAAUGUAUUUGACUGUGAGUUGCCUUCAUACAAUAUCCGAAACGAAGAGUUACAUAGAAGAAGUGCGAGUGAUGGAGGAGAGAGUGUUGUCUGGCGAACACACAGAUGAAAGACGAAGAAGCAAAAGAAUAAAAAAUAAAAAAAUAAAAUCGAAAGCAUCGCACAAAAUAUAUCAACAGACGUAAUCACGAUUCAACCGAUCCGAAUAUCCGAAAAUCACACACAAACUUUUAUUUCGUGUAGCGAUUUUUAGUUGCCAUUUAGUGCGGUUCGCCGUCAGGUCAACGGGUUUUGAGUUAAGUCGCUUGAAAAUAUCGCGCUCGUUAAACCGCUGUUUUUUUCUUUGCUCUCUCAUCGAUACAUAUCUAUACGUAUCGUGUGUCUGUGAGUUGAACGUGAACCAUUAAAUUAUUCGAAAUUAAUUGAGUGGGCCCAUUGGGUCGUGUGUGCGCGAGCAGCAAAGGCUAUUCGACGAUCUCAACAUCGACCUUAAAUGGCAUACAAUGAAGUUAGUGCAUACAAGAAAAUUCGAUUGAAAUUCUCAAGUGACAUGUUUACAUUUCUCGUUUACAAUUCAAAGCGUUUCCUCUCCUCAUCAUCAUCGAUACAUAAAAUUGCAUUUUAACGACGACUACGAUGAAAUCGAUUUCGGGCUCAUUUUCGUUCAUCGUUCUUCUGGUUGUGUUCGUAGUUUUAAGUAAUAGUGUAGCGUUAUCACCUCGAAAAAAUGGUACAACCACCAAAGCAACGGUGACUGUGAAUAAGUGCUGUGGCACAGGUGAAUGGCUAACGAGUGAAAAUGGCCAGUGCAUAAUCGACGGUGAUAAUGAUAAAUGGUGGCCACUGAUAUUUAUGAUCAAACUACAAUCGUAUUUCGAACCAAAAGGUGGUGCUCCGAAAUUUAUGAAAUAUCGUGAAUCGCGUCCGUCGUGUGAAAAACCCGAAUUUUACAUCGGACAAGAUAAGCUGGCACUAUUUACCAAUGGUUCACUGUACCUAUCGGCAAAGCAUAAAUCAAUUGAGCCUCAAAAUUACUGUGUUGAUAAGAAUUCGGCCAUUGUCUGUGAUCCCGAUGUUAAUUCACCUGAUGCCUUAAUCCAGCCAACAAAACUGUUGAAAAUUCGUAAGUGCUGUGUCAAGAGCGCGGUUUAUAAAUCACACGACAGCACAUGUAUUCCAUCAAACGAUUACACAUUGGCCGAUGUCGGACAGAUUGUGUUCAAUUCAACGCGAACGGAUAUUUUGUUCGGUUUCCCCGAAUGUAAAAUUAGCAAAUAUUUCACGAUAGCGGAAACAUUCAAAGAAUCCAAUUUGGAUUGGGAUACCAAUCGACUGGUAUUGCAAUCCGGACGAAAGUUAAAUUGGCAAGAUUUUUGUCUCGAACACGUCAUCGAUAAUGGAACUGAUAACAUACUACCCCUAAGUGUAUUCACAUGUGCCGACCAUCUUUAUGCGUCUCCAAAUACCAACCCAACGCCAGAAAGGGACAUACGUUUCAUCUUAUUUCCGAUCGGAUUGUUAAUUUCCGUCGUGUUUUUGCUGGCGACACUUGCCACACGCUAUGUAUUACCAUCCAAUCAUCACAUACUUCAUUGGCGUUGUCAAACAUUUUAUGUUACAUGCUUGUUGAUCGGAGAUCUUCUGUUGGCAUUCACCCAGCUAUUUGGUCGCAAUGCAAAUGGUUUUACAUGCGUUUCAAUCGCCGUUUCGAUGCACUUCUUUUUCCUGUCUGCUUUCUUCUGGCUUAAUACCAUGUGUUUGAAUAUUUGGUACACAUUCAAAGAUUUUCGGCCAAAGUCACUGGAACGAAGUCAUGAAAAAGUGCGAUUACGCAUUUAUAAAGUAUACGCGUUUGGUAUUCCGUUGUUAAUAUCAAGCGGUGCGGCUACUUUGGAUCACAUGCGGAAAAAUUCACUCGCCCAAGAUGCGUAUCUACAGCCGAGAUUCUGUGAAUCGGAGUAUUGGUUUUCCGGUAAUAUGGAGAAGUUGGCAUUUUUCUAUGGGCCGGUCGGAGUUUUACUGUUUAUCAACCUACUGCUAUUUGCAUCAACCGCUCGACAAUUAACUUGCGGUCUUUGGAAACGGGAAGAAGUUAAAUCAACUACAGAACGCACGACGCUCGGCAAAAUUUGUAUAAAGCUUUCGAUUGUAUGCGGAUUGACGUGGAUAGCUGAUGUAAUAUCAUGGGUGCAUGGUGUAUGGUUUGGCGGAGGGUACUACAUUUGGAUUGUUACGGAUUUGAUAAACACGUUGCAAGGUGUUUUCAUUUUCAUCGUUAUCGGAUGCCAACCGCAGGUUUCAAGUGUAUUGAAGCAAAUCUGGCGAUCGAAAACCAUCCAAUGCCGGCAUAGGAAUAGGAAUGCCGAAGGCGGUCAACAAAAUUCCAGUUCGUCACAAAUUGCCUCAUCGCUGGGCGAAUCAAUCACCAACAAUACAUUCACCACAUCAACUGCGAAAAUUUCCGCCGAAACUGCAUGCUAAUUCUUAAUUCAUCGUCUGCUGUUAGCCAUUGGAAUCUAGCAUAUAAUUUUGUUUUUGGAAAUAAAUUAAACAACUCAUUCGAUUCCACUUGUCGUCCAUAGUAGAAAUUUAUUUCAUGUUUUGAUUUAUUAAUACGUAUCAUAUGCUGCUGAGAUUACUACUUUUAAUUCAUGCUCAAAUUUAUUAUCAGUUUGAACGUCACGAAAUAUAUUCACUAGUUUUUGUUGUGCCAAAACCGAUUGUGCUUGUAUCAAGAUGUGUUUUUUUUAUCAGUAUUAAAAGUAAUUGAAAAACAAAA
Messenger RNA from Sitodiplosis mosellana (orange wheat blossom midge), 3037 nucleotides. Its product is annotated as probable G-protein coupled receptor Mth-like 1. The transcript is spliced from 7 exons. The record is from RefSeq and is a predicted model, not a curated record. Gene Ontology annotation, biological process: cell surface receptor signaling pathway; G protein-coupled receptor signaling pathway. Lineage: Eukaryota; Metazoa; Arthropoda; Insecta; Diptera; Cecidomyiidae. Gene Ontology annotation, molecular function: G protein-coupled receptor activity. The coding region runs from base 895 to 2739 and encodes 614 amino acids. Gene Ontology annotation, cellular component: membrane.